Messenger RNA from Necator americanus (New World hookworm), 1872 nucleotides. RefSeq lists its product as uncharacterized. Bases 1 to 1872 code for a protein of 623 amino acids. The record is from RefSeq and is a predicted model, not a curated record. NCBI's taxonomy places the organism in Eukaryota, Metazoa, Nematoda, Chromadorea, Rhabditida, Ancylostomatidae. The transcript has 20 exons.
AUGGCGCAGCUACUUUAUGCCCGGAUUUGCCUUCGAGCAGUUCUAACCGAGGAUUUUAAGUUGAGCGCAACAAUAGGUCAAAAAAAGUUCUGCUUUGCUGCCUAUCUUACCGCCAUGCUGCCGCCGGAUAUCAGUCUCCGUUUCCCACGUUCUGCAUCAGCAUCAGGUAGGAGUCAGAAGCACCUGUCAUCUAUCGCCAUGGUGAACAGAGCUAGAGCGAAAAAAAUCAGAGUCAGCGUUCUUCUCUCGUCUCCAACUCCAAGUUCGGCAGCAACAAGGCAGUGUCCGGUUGUAAGCUCCUUGCCUGUUAUCGGGUCCACUUCUGGUUUCGAUCCAAGAUGUCCCCACUUUUUUGAAGAAGACGUAGUAGUUAUUGAUCAUUCUGUGCAGCCGAGUACCUCAGGAAGGAGUGUAGAAGUCGCAAGGAAUGCACUAACAUCAUCGAUGAGAUACAGCGAGAAGAAUAAGAGAAAUCGUCUUUUCGAUCCCCUCGCGUCCAUCUCAUCUCGGUUGCAGCGUCAAGAACAGGAAGACCUGGGUCGAUUAAGAUUCCCUAAGAAUGAGUUGGAGAGCAAAAAAACUCCGAAAGCCUCGGCAAUAAAAACUCCAGAAGUUUCGCCAAUAAUCACGAAGGAGCCCCAAAAGCAAUCGAAACCAAAAGAGGACAGAGCGGUAGUUAUUUGUGAGAGAUCUGAAGCUCCUAUAAUUUGCUCACGGAAACCUAUACUGUACGGGUCCUGCGACAGCCGUCCAUCUUCGUCUUCGCACAAAAGCGUUUCAGAAAAAAGUCUUGAUAUUGUAAUCCGUAGGGAUUUUAAGGAUCUUCGUGUAGUUAAUUCUUCCAAAAGAAAGAGAGUGGCUGCACCCAUAGAACGGCGUGAACAGGAUCCGUCGUCUCCACCGCACAUACACAAGUCAGAAACAUUAACAGUUAUAAUCCCUAAGAGAAGAUCUGUGGUAGCAAAACAGAACACGGAUUCUCUACGAUCAACGUUGAUUCAAAGAGAAAACACUGUUCCUUCAAAUAAUGUACCUACUACAUCGAGUAUGAAAGAUGUGACUACAGAUGGAGAGGUGAAAUGUCUAGAGGAAAACGUUCCAACUACUUUCUCAUCUUUGACCGAAGUACAGAAUGGUCAAAAGGAAGAUGACUACCCUGAGACUCCGGUUUCGAAUGGAGGUGUGGUGCAAGAUGUUGCAAAAGUGGAUGCUAAUCAAGAAGAGGAAAAGUCGACGAGCGAAGUCGUAGAAGAGGAUUGUUUAGUUAGUGACGAUGACUCCGAAGAUGUAGAAGAUGAGGCUUUCCUGGAUCCACCCGUUUUCAAAUCUACCAUCUCAGACGACACUAUCAUUCCAUUUUUUUCCGACAAAUACGUAUUUUCAAAUCAUUACCCUUGCCGAAGGCUAUUCAUUCAUGGACAACGGUUCUCUUCGACUGAGCAGUUUUACAUGUGGACGAAAGCCCGGUUCUGUAAAGACUUUAGCGCAGCAAACGCUAUUCUUUACUUAAAUGAUCCUAAAAUGAUCAAACAAGUCGGAAGCCAAUUAGAAAAUUUUGAUCAGCACAGGUGGAGAAAAUUCUCAUGGCGAGUAAUGAUGAAAGCGGUGAUGGCCAAGUUCAAACAAGAUCGGAAUAUGCGAUUUCAACUGUUUCGCACUGCAGGAUCUAUGUUAACUGAGGCUAACCCUCAUGACAAUUACUGGGGAAUUGGCCUCGCUAUCGAUGAUCCUAACGUAGCUAAUCCGUCGCGAUGGAAGGGCUGUAAUGUUAUGGGUGAAAUACUAAUGCAGAUUCGAGAUGUUCUGUUAGAAAAUCCCAAAUAUUCUGCGGAGGUGAAAAAUGCAAAGCAACACCUUCUGGGAUGUGUUUAA